CAGAACAUGAGAACAACAGUAUUGGACUUUCACAUUCUAGUUACAAGCUCUUUACUUACAUGACAGCAUAAAAGAAUAAUCAAUCUGACUUAAUAUUAUUUUGUCUAAUGUAUAGACUAUACUUAUAGCACUUGAUAAGCAUGCAUACUCUCUUGAGCUGAGUUCUUAGAAAAUUAAGAAUACUGUAUCUUAGCUCACACACGUGCCAUUUCUGCACAGCAUUUCUCCCAAAUGUCAUCAGUUACAUAUAUUAUUCCAAUUACUGACCUACGCUGAUGACAGAUCUCCAUCUAUUGUGAUGUCAUCCAGUACUCUAUGGUAAUCGCUCGUAUGAUAUUUUUCUGGCCACAGUUUAAAGGGCACUUCCUGUUUGCAGAGUGAAGCCUACCUCAUUAUCAAAAUAUGUAACUGAAGGGUUACAAUAUGACUUCCUAUGAAUUUAUUUGUAGAUCAUCGCCUUAAGUAGCAAUGAGUAAAUCUUCUAAAAUAUGUCGUAAGACUUCUUGUCCAAGAAGCAAUAUAUUCUGCAAUCUUGUGGACAAAAUUGUUAAAAGACCAUCCUUGCAGUUUUUGGGUCAAUGGGGAUAUCACUGUUACGAACCUCGAAUUUACAGAACACUGGCAAAAAUCCUGAGGUAUGUCGACUUGGAUGGGUUUGACAUACUGCUCACAGAUUAUAUUGCAUUUGUGGAAAAAUCAGGAUACCGUUUUGAACUAAAUUUUAAUCUUGAAUUUACUGAAAUAUGUGUGAAUACAAUUCUGUACUGGGUUUUUGCCAGAAAAGGUAAUCCUGACUUUGUCGAAUUGCUUCUCAAGAAGACAAAAGACUAUGUUCAAGACAGAAGCUGUAACCUGGCACUGAUAUGGAGGACUUUCACACCAGUGUACUGCCCCAGCCCACUCAGUGGCAUCACACCUCUACUUUAUGUAGCUCAGACAAGACAAUCCAGUAUCUUAAAAAUACUCCUGCAAUAUGGAAUCUUAGAAAGAGAAAAAAAUCCUAUCAACAUUGUGUUAACAAUACUGCUCUACCCUUCAAGAGUGAGGAUAAUGGUUGAUCAUGAACUGGUAGACAUCCAGGAAGAUGCCAAAACAUGUUUAGUGCUCUGUUCCAGAGUGCUUCCUGUCAUUUCAAUCAGGGAAAUAGAGACGCAGCUGAGUUUAGGAAGGCGUCCGAUUAUCUCAGACUGGCUGGACUACAUUCCUUCAACGAGACACCGAGACCCCUGCGAGCUGCUACACCUCUGCAGGAUGACCAUCAGGUCUCAACUGCUGGCCAACAACAUGCUCCCAAAUGGGAUAUUUUCACUUCUAAUUCCUGUUCGUCUACAGAACUACCUGAAUUUAGAAAGUUAACACACGUGUUUUUCCUGAGUUCACCAUCGUAUGUCUUAGAAGUUAAUAAAUGACUAACUUCAUGCAAAUUUUUAUUGCAUUAAAUAUUCCCUUAGGAAAUAUAUUUUCACACGACACCCUAAAUGAACCAAUUUUAAAUCAACAUAUGGCUCUGCCCAUUACCUUUCUAUACAGUGGAAGAAAUACAUGCAUUUUAUUUU
This is a messenger RNA of Phyllostomus discolor (pale spear-nosed bat), 1556 nucleotides long. It is a transcript of the gene ASB17, whose product is annotated as ankyrin repeat and SOCS box containing 17. Gene Ontology annotation, biological process: intracellular signal transduction. The record is from RefSeq and is a predicted model, not a curated record. The transcript is spliced from 3 exons. Lineage: Eukaryota; Metazoa; Chordata; Mammalia; Chiroptera; Phyllostomidae. The coding region runs from base 469 to 1356 and encodes 295 amino acids.